Messenger RNA from Balaenoptera ricei (Rice's whale), 2218 nucleotides. It is a transcript of the gene SACK1C, whose product is annotated as family with sequence similarity 83 member C. The coding region runs from base 13 to 2217 and encodes 734 amino acids. The record is from RefSeq and is a predicted model, not a curated record. The transcript has 4 exons. NCBI's taxonomy places the organism in Eukaryota, Metazoa, Chordata, Mammalia, Artiodactyla, Balaenopteridae. Gene Ontology annotation, biological process: epidermal growth factor receptor signaling pathway.
GGAGCUCAGGGCAUGGCGGGGCCCCUGCGGGGCCGGGUGGAGGAGCUGAAGCGGCCGCGGUGGCGGGAGAGUUCCCCACGGGUGCUCCAGCACAGUGAGGCCGCCCGGCUGGCGGCCGAUGCCCUCCUGGAGCGGGGUGAGGUUGCCUACCUGCGGGUCAUCUCCGCGGAGCGGGAGCUGCCCUUCCUGAGCCCUCUGGAUGUGGACUACAUGACCAGCCAUGCGCGCGGGGGCUCUGAGCUAGGCGAGGCCCAGGGACCAGAAGCUGCAGGGCCUGACCACCUCAGCCUGCUCUCCGAAGUCACCUCCGGCACUUACUUCCCCCUGGCCUCCGACAUAGACCCCCCGGACCUGGACUUGGGCUGGCCCGAGGUGCCACGGGCCGCGGGAUUCAGGCCCACGCAGGCUGUGGUCCACUUCCAGCGGGACAAAGCCAAGAGCGUCAAGGACCUUCUGCAUUUCCUCUUCAGCCAGGCCCGCACGGUGGUGGCUGUGGUGAUGGACAUCUUCACCGACAUGGAACUUCUGUGUGACCUCAUGGAGGCCUCGUGCUGGCGUGGUGUCCCCGUCUAUCUGCUUCUGGCCGAGGAACACCUGAGGCACUUCCUGGAGAUGUGCUACAAGAUGGACCUCAAUGGAGGGCACCUACAGAACAUGCGUGUGCGGAGCACGUGUGGGGACACAUACUGCAGCAAGGCAGGCCGCCGCUUCACGGGGCAGGCCCUGGAGAAGUUCACCAUCAUUGACUGUGAGCAGGUGGUGGCGGGCAGCUACAGCUUCACCUGGCUUUGCGGCCAGGCCCACACGAGCAUGGUGCUGCAGCUGAGGGGCCGCAUCGUGGAAGACUUUGACCGGGAGUUCCGCUGUCUUUAUGCCGAGUCCCGGCCCGUGAAGGGCUUCUGCGGAUGUGAAGAUCCCCUGUCUCCCAGGGCACCGUGCCCUCCCCCAGUGGCCCUGGCCUUCAGGCCCGGCAUCCCCAGCACCACAUCCUCGUCGCGCUCCAGCACCAGCCUCAGCAGCAUCAAGUGCUCACCCCGCAGGGGUCACUCCUCCUACCCCGCUCUGCCAAGAGGUGGUGGCUGCAGUGACACGGGUAUGGGAUCCUCCUCCCCGGGCCCUGCCCGCUGUGAGGCUGGUGGCCAGCCCUCCCUGCAAUGCCAGCUGUCAGACCCUAACCACGGCCCCCUGCUUGGGCCCUACAGGGCCAACCUGAGCAAGCUGGGGGCAUCCCCCUCGUCCCAGUCCUCCCCUGCCCUCAACCACAAUAGCAGCAGCCCUGUGACCCUGGCAGGGGAGUCACCUUUGCUUGCUCGCCCUCGCCCCCUCCUCUCCUUUCCCCGGUGUGUCUCAGCUCUGUCCCGGCUCCCAGAGAAUGGGGUCACAGGAAGCCAGGAGCCUAGCCCCCCACAAGGCCGCUGGGUACCCGGCACAGCCCUGGAGGCAGCGGAGGAGAAUAAGGUGUCUCUGAGUCAGAGCCAUGGCCAGCUGGAUCUCCUCGUCCCCUUCCCCAGGGCACGAGAAGCAGGAGGCCCUGAUUCUGGGGUGACCCCCAACUCAGGCUCCCUUUGGCCUAGUGAGCAGGCCCCAGAGGACAGGAGGUUGGCCUCAAAUCAGAGAUACAACCAGCUGGAUCUCCUGCCCCAGGCCCAGGGUGCCAGGGGUCCCCCUGAGUCACGUUCCCCCAGGCCUGGCAAUCGGACCCCAGAGGACAAGAGGCUGUGCCCAGACCACAGCCAUGGCCAAAUGGACCUCCAGGUACAGUCCCCCAAGGCUGGGGGCUCCAGAGUGCCCCCUGAAGCCAACUCCUUGGCCAGGCCUGGUAAGCAGGGUCCAGAUGAACAACGGCAGAACCUGGGACACAGCCAGCUGGACCUCAUCAUGAAGUUUGGCCCAUUCCGGGGUGAGGGGCCUGGGUCCAAUGAUCUCCCCAGACCGAGCCCUGCCAGAAAGCCUGGAGUGGACUCUGGGGAUGAGAAGUGGCUGACUCUGGGCCACAGCCAGCUGGACCUCAUCACCAAGUAUCAUCAGUUACAGGGCACCAGGCAGGGACCUGAGCCUGGCCCCCCCGGGGGCCCCACAGGUGGCCAGCGCAAAGGCAGUAGCAAUGGCCUGUCUGGGGAUGAGAAACGGCUGACCCUGGGCCACAGCAAACUGGACCUCAUUACUCAGUACAACAAGUCCAAGUCCAAGCUGCUCCGAAGCCGCUUUGAGUUGUAGU